Messenger RNA from Drosophila subobscura, 8338 nucleotides. RefSeq names its product protein slit (gene sli). Lineage: Eukaryota; Metazoa; Arthropoda; Insecta; Diptera; Drosophilidae. Gene Ontology annotation, biological process: axon guidance. Gene Ontology annotation, molecular function: Roundabout binding; heparin binding; calcium ion binding. The transcript has 20 exons. The record is from RefSeq and is a predicted model, not a curated record.
AUGCGCCCAGCAGCAGGUCUCCGCUGCCACUGUCGGAGACGAUGAUGUUGCCGCCUCUGAUGCCGCUGAUGAUGAUGAAGUUGCUGCCGAGGCAACAGGCCAACUGCUGACAGCCAAGUGCAACUGAAAAGAUACAAGAUAGGAGGAGAGGAGAGGAGAGAAGAUACUAGACAAAAGCGAAAGGAACAGUGCAUUUCCUGCUAAGCGAGAGAGCGGGUAGAUCUGCCCAAGAAUCUACCUACAUUCUCGAGCGGAAAGGAAAGAGCGUGGAGUUGCCCUCUGCCACUCGUUACUCGCUGCUCGUCGGUCGCUGCUCGCUGCUCGACGCUUCUGUUCCAUCAUCAUCUGGUUUCAUUACGGUCAAGAAGCGCGUUCGAGACGGCCGCACGUAAAACGCUCGACAAAAAAAAGAAGUGAGCGCCGGGGAGUGCGCGCGCGUGUGUUUAAUCCCGCCUCCGCCCCCAAAAUAUCCAAGAGAGAGUGGAAAAACAGUGAAGCGCGAGUGAGAGUGCCGUGUGCCCCUAUCAAUCCUUUCGUUCCGUUUCCGGGCAAAUAUUUACCAAAUCCGAUUGCUUGAUUGGUGUUGACAAAGUGGCGUCCGCCCACGCAUCCGACGGCGCUUUCAAUUAGGAACAAACGCCGCACGCUGCUGCUUAAAUGUGCCACAAUGGCGCCGCCGUCCAGGACGACGACGAGGCUGCCAUCACCAGCAUCAGCAAAAGCACCAACACCACCCACACCAUUUCGGACCCUGCCUUUGCUCCUGCUGCUUCUGGUCCUGCACCAUGAUGCCAUCCGGCCAGUGGGCGCCGAGCCAUAUGCCAUGGGCGGCUAUGCCAGUUCCAGCGUCGCCAGCGGGGGCCUGGGCUCUGUGGGCAUUCACAUACCCGGAGGCGGUGUCGGCGUCAUUACGGAGGCCCGCUGUCCGCGGGUCUGCUCCUGCAGCGGAUUAACCGUCGACUGUUCGCACCGAGGACUCACCCAGAUACCCAGAAAGAUCUCAGCAGAUGUGGAACGACUCGAUUUGCAGGGCAACAAUUUGACCGUGAUAUACGAGACGGAUUUCCAGCGGCUGACCAAGCUCCGAAUGCUACAACUGACUGACAACCAAAUCCAUACGAUUGAGAGGAACUCCUUCCAAGAUUUGGUCUCUUUGGAGCGACUACGCCUAAACAACAAUCGACUAAAGGCAAUUCCUGAAAACUUUGUGACAAGUUCAGCGAAUCUUUUGCGAUUGGACAUCUCCCACAAUGUCAUCGCGACGGUGGGAAGGCGAGUCUUCAAGGGUGCCCAGUCGCUGCGUAGCCUCCAGUUGGACAACAACCAGAUCACCUGUCUGGACGAGCAUGCCUUCAAGGGUCUCGUGGAGCUGGAAAUACUCACGCUGAACAACAAUAAUUUGACCGCCCUGCCCCAUAAUGCCUUCGGCGGACUGGGCAGAUUGAGGGCGCUACGACUGUCGGACAAUCCGUUUGCCUGCGAUUGCCAUUUGUCCUGGCUGUCGCGCUACCUACGCAGCGCCCCGCGGCUGGCCCCCUACACCCGCUGCCAGUCCCCCUCGCAGCUGAAGGGCCAAAACGUGGCGGACCUGCACGACCAGGAGUUCAAAUGUUCAGGUCUGACGGAGCAUGCCCCGAUGGAAUGCGGAGUGGAGAACAGCUGUCCACACCCAUGCCGCUGUGCGGAUGGCAUCGUUGAUUGCCGUGAGAAGAGCCUGACCAGUGUGCCCGUCACGCUACCAGACGACACCACGGAACUACGCCUCGAGCAGAAUUUCAUUACGGAACUGCCACCGAAAUCGUUCUCCAGCUUUCGACGCCUGCGACGCAUUGAUUUGUCCAACAACAACAUCUCGAGGAUAGCCCAUGAUGCACUCAGCGGCCUAAAGCAGUUAACCACACUCGUGCUGUACGGCAAUAAAAUAAAGGACUUACCCUCGGGCGUUUUCAAAGGACUCGGCUCGCUGCAGCUGCUGCUGCUGAACGCCAACGAGAUCUCGUGCAUACGCAAGGACGCCUUCCGCGACCUCCACAGCCUCAGCCUGCUCUCGCUGUACGACAACAACAUACAGUCCCUGGCUAAUGGCACAUUCGACGCCAUGAAGAGCAUCAAAACGGUACAUCUGGCCAAGAAUCCUUUCAUUUGUGACUGCAAUCUCCGCUGGCUGGCCGACUAUUUGCACAAAAAUCCCAUAGAGACAAGUGGAGCGCGCUGCGAGUCGCCCAAGCGGAUGCAUCGUCGUCGCAUUGAAUCUCUGCGCGAGGAGAAAUUUAAAUGCUCCUGGGAUGAAUUGCGAAUGAAGCUGUCCGGAGAGUGUCGCAUGGACUCGGACUGCCCGGCCAUGUGCCAUUGCGAGGGCACCACCGUCGACUGUGCGGGCCGUGGGCUGAAGGAAAUACCACGUGACAUACCCCUGCAUACAACUGAGCUUUUGCUCAACGAUAACGAACUGGGACGCAUCAAUUCCGAUGGCCUCUUUGGACGGCUGCCGCAUUUGGUGAAGCUGGAGCUGAAGCGCAACCAGCUGACGGGCAUCGAGCCGAAUGCCUUCGAGGGUGCCUCGCACAUCCAGGACCUGCAGCUGGGCGAGAAUAAGAUUAAGGAAAUCUCCAACAAGAUGUUUCUGGGCCUCCAUCAGCUGAAGACACUCAAUUUGUACGACAAUCAAAUCUCCUGCGUCAUGCCUGGCUCCUUUGAGCAUCUCAACUCACUGACGUCGCUUAACCUCGCCUCGAAUCCAUUCAAUUGCAAUUGCCAUUUGGCCUGGUUUGCCGAAUGGUUGCGUAAAAAGUCGCUGAAUGGUGGAGCGGCACGUUGUGCGGCCCCAUCGAAGGUACGUGAUGUGCAAAUCAAGGAUCUGCCACACAACGAAUUCAAAUGCAGCAGCGAGAACAGUGAGGGCUGCCUGGGUGAUGGCUAUUGUCCGCCGUCGUGCACCUGCACCGGCACUGUGGUCCGCUGCUCACGCAAUCAAUUGAAGGAGAUUCCGCGCGGCAUUCCCGCCGAGACAUCGGAACUCUAUCUGGAGUCCAAUGAGAUCGAACAGAUCCAUUACGAGCGCAUUCGACAUUUGCGAGCUCUCACCAGACUCGAUCUCAGCAACAACCAGAUCACCAUACUCUCCAAUUACACCUUCGCCAAUCUGACCAAACUAUCCACGCUCAUCAUCUCGUACAACAAGCUGCAGUGUCUGCAGCGGCAUGCGUUGUCUGGCCUCAAUAACCUGCGCGUGCUCUCGCUGCACGGCAAUCGCAUCUCGAUGCUGCCGGAGGGCUCCUUCGAGGAUCUCAAGUCAUUGACACACAUAGCCCUGGGCAGCAAUCCGCUGUACUGCGACUGCAACUUGAAGUGGUUCUCGGACUGGAUCAAGCUGGACUAUGUGGAGCCGGGCAUUGCACGCUGUGCGGAGCCCGAGCAGAUGAAGGACAAGCUGAUCCUGUCGACGCCCUCGUCCAAUUUUGUGUGCCGCGGCCGCGUGCGCAACGACAUCCUGGCCAAGUGCAACGCCUGCUUCGACCAGCCCUGCCAGAACAAGGCUCAGUGCGUGGCCCUGCCACAGCGGGAGUACCAGUGCCUCUGCCAGCCGGGCUACCAUGGCAGGCACUGCGAGUACAUGAUCGACGCCUGCUACGGCAAUCCGUGCCGCAACAAUGCCACCUGCACGGUGCUCGAGGAGGGACGCUUCAGCUGCCAGUGUGCGCCCGGCUACUCGGGUGCCCGCUGCGAGACGAACAUCGAUGAUUGCCUGGGCGAGACGAGGUGCCAGAACAAUGCCACCUGCAUCGACGGCGUGGAGUCGUACCGCUGCGAGUGCCAGCCCGGUUUCAGCGGCGAAUUCUGCGACACAAAGAUCCAAUUCUGCAGCGCCGAGUUCAAUCCGUGCGCCAACGGAGCCAAGUGCGUGGAUCACUUUACGCACUACAGCUGCGACUGCCAGGCGGGCUUCCACGGCACCAACUGCACGGACAACAUCGAUGACUGCCAGAACCACAUGUGCCAGAACGGCGGCACCUGCAUCGAUGGCAUCAACGACUACGUCUGCAAGUGCCCCGACGACUUCACCGGCAAAUACUGCGAGGGCCACAACAUGAUCUCCAUGAUGUAUCCGCAGACAUCGCCCUGCCAGAACCACGAGUGCAAGCAUGGCGUCUGCUUCCAGCCCAAUCCCGCCGGCUCCGAUUACCUGUGCAAGUGCCAUCCGGGCUACACGGGCAAGUGGUGCGAGUACCUCACCAGCAUCAGCUUUGUGCACAACAACUCGUUCGUGGAGCUCGAGCCGCUGCGCACCAGACCCGAGGCCAAUGUGACGAUUGUCUUUAGCAGCGCGGAGCAGAAUGGCAUCCUGAUGUACGACGGACAGGAUGCCCAUCUGGCGGUGGAGCUGUUCAAUGGACGCAUUCGCGUGAGCUACGACGUGGGCAACUACCCCGUGUCCACCAUGUACAGCUUCGAGAUGGUGGCGGAUGGCAAGUACCAUGCCGUCGAGCUGCUUGCCAUCAAGAAGAACUUCACGCUGCGCGUGGACCGCGGCCUGGCACGCUCCAUCAUCAAUGAGGGCUCCAACGAUUACCUGAAACUGAUGACGCCCAUGUUCCUGGGCGGUCUGCCCACGGAGCCCGCACAGCAGGCCUACAAGAACUGGCAGAUACGCAAUCUGACCAGCUUCAAGGGCUGCAUGAAGGAGGUGUGGAUCAACCACAAGCUGGUGGACUUUGGCAAUGCACAGCGACAGCAAAAGAUUACGCCAGGCUGUGCCCUGCUCGAGGGCGAACCCGCCGACGAGGAGGAUGACGAGCAGGACUUUAUGGACGAGACGCCUCACAUUAAAGAGGAACCCGUGGAUCCCUGCUUGGAGAACAAGUGCCGACGUGGCAGCCGCUGUGUGGCGAAUGCCAAUGCCCGGGAUGGCUACCAGUGCAAGUGCAAGCACGGCCAACGUGGACGCUACUGCGAUCAAGGUGAGGGCAACACAGAGCCCCCAACAAUCACCGCUGCAUCCACGUGCCGCAAGGAGCAGGUGCGAGAGUAUUAUACGGAGAACGACUGCCGCUCCCGGCAGCCGCUGAAGUACGCCAAGUGCGUGGGAGGCUGCGGCAAUCAGUGCUGCGCGGCCAAGAUUGUGAGGCGCCGCAAGGUGCGCAUGGUGUGCAGCAAUAAUCGCAAAUACAUCAAGAAUUUGGAUAUUGUCCGCAAGUGUGGAUGCACCAAGAAAUGCUACUGACUGAAAGAUGCGACUACCCAAUUGCUCGAACGGAGCAAUAGCAGCUUAGAUGUUAGUUUAGGAACAGGUUUAAAUUUAACUUAUAUUAGCGGUAGGAAUAGUAGUAAUAGUAACGAUAGUCUUAGCUUUAGCCCUAGGGACGACACCACGAAACUGGGGGCCCAGAAAAGUGUUGACGAGAAGGUGGAAGAGGAGGAGAAGGUGGAGAAGGAGGAGCAGGAGGAGGAAGCGGAGUUGGUGGAUAGUGAGGAUUAUCCCACAGAGCAAACAGAUCGCAUGCAGGCAGAUCUCUACGACGACGAUGAUGAUGACGAUGAUGAUGAUGGUCUGGAUGAUGAUGAUGAUUUUCCAGGUGAAGAUGAACGGGAGUCGCCCGAGUCGCUGCCCGACCCCAAGGGUCUGGUGGGCGUACAGGACGAGGAGGAGGAUAUGGGCUAUGACGAGGACGAUGAGCGGAUAGCACUCGAGCGGCCGCGCACAGUCAGGCCACGGGCGGACGAGGAGCAGUUUGUCAAUGAGGAGGGCAGUGGCUUUGGUGGCUUUCAGUCAAGGUUCAGGCCAAGCAGCAGCAGCAGCACUGGCAGCGCCAGCUAUCGACAGAGCCAGCUGGAGAAUAUUCGCAAGAAGCUGCUGACCGAGAGCCAGUCCGCUGCGGCGGCGGCUGUGGCUGUGGCUGUGGCCGUGCCGAGCACUGCGAUCGAUCUGCGCGAGAGCAGUGGCCAUUUUGCUAACGAUGAUGAGGAUGGCGAGGAUAACGAUGACGGCGUUGAUGACGAGUUCGCCGACACAGGCGACGGUGCUGGCUUCUUUGGUGCUGGCUCGCAGCAUCAGCAGCAGCAUCAGCGGAAGAGUGGCAGCCACUAUUACCGCAAGAAUGGCAACGAUGCCAUCAAGAUUAUCUCCACGCCGCUGGGCAAGGUGAGCAUUGUCUACCAGCAGACGGACAAGGAGCAGGAUCAGCUGGACAAGGACCAGCAGCUGAAGCAGCAACAGCAGCAGCAACAGAAGAAGCCAGCGCUCACCGACUUCGAUGCCUUGUCGCCCGACCCAGAGAGCAGUCAUCGUUUUCCGUCGCCACAUCCGAAGAUUACGCCCGUUCUAACACCCGAUGGCAAGGUGGCUCUGCUCUACCGCGGAGACUCGGAGAGCUCCAAGUACGAGCCCAUACGCAAUCUUACCCACAAGUUCGCCGGCACGCCGUCGAAGGAGUCCUCCUCGAAGACCUCCACCCUGGACAGUGCAGCCGACGACUCGUCCGCGGACGAUUCCGUCUAUACGGACAGCGAGGAUAGCGAGGAUCGUGCGGAUGGCAAGUCAGAGGCCACAGCGGCCACCACGCCAAAGCCCGUUCAGCCAGAGAUUAUGGAGCCCCCGGCAAAUGUCCAACCUGGCGGAUCCUUCAUCAUUCGUCCCACUUCCGACUCGCUGCUGCCGAUGAUCAAUCGGCCGCUGUCCGAGGUGCUGGGCAUCAAGAAGAACCAGUUCCAGGAGACGCGAGUGCGCGACCAGCUGCCCACCCUGCCCACAGAGGCCACGCCUCGCUCCCUGCUGGCACAGCCAGGCGGAGGUGGCGGAGCUGGCGGUGAGACGUCGCGUCACUUCCUCACGAAGGUGAAUCUGGCCGAGUACCCCACCUCGGGGCGGACGCUGCAGCAGCCGCUGAUGCCGUUCAGCCGCGACUUUGACUUUAGCAGGGACAACACCAUGCUGGACGAGCGGUCGCGGAUUCGUGAGCUGGAGAGGCAGCGGGAGAGGGAGCGGGAGCACAAUGAGGCCACCAGCAAGGGCGGCGGUGGUGGAGCCACGGAGGCGCACACGAUAGCCAACGAGCAGCUGCUGGCCAAGACGGAGGUCAUCAAUCUGGCCAUUGUGCCGCAGUUCGAUGAGGACAUGGAGCGGCUGCAGCGCCUGCACGAGAACGGAGGAGGCUCCGGCGGCCGGCGACACCACAGGGCACGCCACCGCCACAAGCAGACGGAGGAGGAGCUGUCCGGCAUCCAUUGCGUCAUGCAGGUCAUGAUGGGCAUUGCGGCCGUCUCGACGGUCUUCGGGAUGCUGGGCACCUUCUUCAAGCAGCGCAUUCUCGAUCAGCUGCGCAUGAUGCACUGGUAGUACAACAAAGGGUAUUCGAUGUUCGGUAUCGAAUGCCCCACUUUUCCCAUCUACAUCUACAUCUACAUCUCCAUUCCCUACGCAUUGUCAUCGUCAUCGCUAUGGCCAUCGUUGUCCACUCCAUCGACUACUAGAACACGAGGCAUUCUCCUUCUGCUAUUACUACUACUUCUGCUCCUUCAGCAUAUGUAUACUCACAGAUCUAUAUAUAUAUAUAUACUCGAACCAUAUAUCCCUAUACAUAUAUAUACAUCAGCUAAUCACAUAAUCUAUAUGCAGACACAUAUAUGAUGAAGCAGCGGCAUCAAUUUGCUUUCCUUUUCCCUUCCGCUAUUAUGUAACCCUUCGGCGGAGUGUCCAGCAAUUGAUGGAGCUCCCCAACAUAUGCAUAUAUAUAUUCUAUAUUAUAUAUUCAUUAUAUAUCUUCUAUUGAUAUAUCCAAUUUACUAGUGCAAGCUACCCAGGCGAUGUGCAUAAUACUCUGAAUAACUAACUGAUUAUACGGCGAUCGAAUACGAUCCGAAUUAUCCAGUCAAUGUAUGUAUGUAAAUGAAACGCAACUGUAGCCCCUGCCAUGCCCAAGUAGCAGGUCCAAGUCCUUAUCCCUUUUCGCCUCCGUUUCAGAGAGAUUUAAUUUACUUUCCAACUCGGUUUGAGAUGUAAAUUCUCUUUUCUUUCCCCCAAACCAAACCACCUUUACGAGCUUUAAGCAAAGUCCUGCCAUCUGAAACAUUCCUCCUCUUCAACAAAUCAUCAGCGCUCCUUCCCCUCCAAAUCGAUCAAAGAAACACUGAAAUUGGAUGUAGUACAGUACCGAUUCCUGUUGUAGAUAGAAAACGAAAACAGUUGUUGAAAGAUAAGCCAGCCACAUGGCAAUCGAAUGACAAAGCGAUAAAUGAUAAAUGAAAACUUAAUGAAAGAAACAAACACCGUAAAAUCGCACACCACACAAUACAAUUAAAUUAACAAAUGCAAAAAAAAGGUCGUUUUAAACGCACCCUGCAA